AUGCCUUCCGUAAUGGAAAAAUCAGGGAUCCUGUCCAGAAGCCGGUCCAAGUCAGCCACCAAUGGCAACCACCAGAACUCGGAAGAUGACAGCAGUGAAGAGGAACACUCCCACGACAGCAUGAUCCGUGUGGGAGCGGAUUACCAAGCUGUGAUUCCAGAGUGCAAACCAGAGAGCCCAGCUCGCUACAGCAACAAGGAGCUGAAAGGGAUGCUAGUUUGGUCUCCAAACCAUUGCGUCUCCGAUGCCAAACUGGACAAAUAUAUCGCCAUGGCUAAGGAGAAGCACGGCUACAACAUAGAGCAGGCUCUGGGGAUGUUGCUGUGGCACAAGCACGAUGUGGAGAAGUCCCUGGCCGACUUGGCCAAUUUCACGCCAUUCCCCGAUGAGUGGACAGUGGAGGACAAAGUCUUGUUUGAGCAAGCUUUCAGCUUCCAUGGCAAGAGUUUUGCUCGAAUCCAGCAGAUGCUUCCUGAUAAGCUGAUCCCCAGCCUGGUGAAGUAUUAUUACUCCUGGAAGAAAACCCGGAGCAGGACCAGCGUGAUGGACCGGCAGGCCCGCAAGUUGCUUAGCAAGAAGGAAAAGGAUGACAGUAAUGAUGAACUGGAGGAAGGACGGCAAGCUAGUGAGGGUGAAUUUGAUGCAAUGGAUCCCAAGAAGGAGCCUAGUUACCAGAAGCCACUGAGCAACAAGCCCGGGCCUGUGAAAAAGGAGGUGCAACUGUCACAGUAUCGGCACCACCCGCUCCGUGCUCGCCGGCGUCCUCCCAAGGGCAUGUACCUGAGCCAGGAGGACAUUACUGGCCUGUCUGCCAGCCCAGACAUGGCUGCUCUCACACUGCGGCACUUGGACUCCCAGCUGGUUUCCCUCAAGCGCCAGGUACAGAGCAUCAAGCAGAUCAACAGCAGCAUGAAGCAGGCGCUAGAAGGAGGAAUCGACAAACGGCGGCCACCUGAGACAAACAUCAAGUUCAAUUCACGCUGGACAACAGAUGAACAGCUGCUGGCUGUGCAGGCCAUCCGAAAAUACGGCAAAGACUUCCAGGCCAUCGCAGAGGUGAUUGGCAACAAGACGGUGGCCCAGGUGAAGACUUUCUUCGUCAGCUACCGGCGCCGUUUCAACCUGGAGGAGGUGCUGCAGGAAUGGGAGGCUGAGCAGGAGGGCGUGGGCCCAGCUGCCCCCCAAGGCAGCUCCCCUUCCCAGGACCAAAAGAGCUCAAGUGCUUCGUUAGCGAGCAGCGAGGAAGAAGAUGAGGUACAGAUCACUGCCGUAUCCCAUUCAUUGCAGCAGCAGCAACCGCCGCCGCUCCCCCCUCCACCGCCCCUGCCAGCCUCCCCGCGCCCCCCGCCAGCUGCCCUCUCACAGCCACCCCCCUUGCUGAGACCCACGCUUCCAACAGGACCCACACUGCACCGCCAACCCCCUCCGCUGCAGCAAGGCCGCUUCCUCCAGCCCAGACUGUCGCUCAACCAGCCGCCACCCCCGCUCAUCCGGCCAGCCGCCUCGCGAGCGCCACCCCGGGGAGGCCAGCAUCCCCCUUCGCUCCUUGGCGGGGUAGGAGAGCCACCUCCCCCCUCCUCCAGCUCCCUCUGAGGAGGGGUGUCAGCCUUCGUUUUAGCCAUCUGGGAGCCUCGCUCCACAACAGUCACAGCUGGGGUUGGCACAACCCUCCUCCCCCGCGGCACAGAGAGGUGUAUCUGCUGCGGUGGUGAUGAAAAGAAGGAGCACGACAGAAGAGGGGGUUUCAUGUGCCCACUUGUCAUCUGACCCAGCUCAGGUAGUAUCCAGAAAGCUGGCACUGAAUCCCAAUCCCCAUGUACAUUGGGGUGGGGUGGUUUUUUUUCUUUUCUUUUGGGGGAGGGAAGGGGGAAAAAAGAAGGGAAGUGAUAGGACUAGUAGCUUGGGUUAGGGUUGGAUUAUGUUUACACUUUUGCAGGAUCGGUUGCGUC
Molecule: messenger RNA, 1949 nt
Organism: Rhineura floridana
Lineage: Eukaryota; Metazoa; Chordata; Lepidosauria; Squamata; Rhineuridae
Gene: RCOR2
Product: REST corepressor 2
Exons: 12
Coding region: 1-1593 (530 amino acids)
Biological process (GO): regulation of transcription by RNA polymerase II; negative regulation of DNA-templated transcription
Cellular component (GO): transcription regulator complex; histone deacetylase complex
Molecular function (GO): transcription corepressor activity
Source: RefSeq, a predicted model, not a curated record